CUCGAACAUUGCUUCGACGCAGACAAUUGUCCCUUCCUGCCAUUGCUCCUACCACCGUUGUACCUCUGUCUCGUGACCUGUCCCUUCCGCGUUCCCCCGGAAUUCCCCCUUUGCUUGGGCAAAACGCUCCUCGUCGUCUCUCAACCAGCAUCACCAGCAUUGAUCGGGGUGGAUGGUGUAGGAAGCAUUGGCGCAUUCAUUCCAGUCGAAUUGCCUAAACUCACCCGGGCCCUGUCCCUUCCUGCAAUUCUUCUAACCACUCGACCAUCGACUAUCCUUCAACAUGGCCUCGCGCGCCACGCCCCGACGCCAGCCGAGCCGCAAAGGCUCCAUGGCCGACGUGCCCAAGGACCUGCUCGGUGAGAUCCAACGCCUCGAGGAACUCUUCACCGUCGACACGGCGAAGCUCAAGGCCAUCACCGACCACUUCGUCUCCGAACUCGCCAAAGGCCUAUCCAAGGAGGGUGGCAGCAUCCCCAUGAACCCCACGUGGUGCAUGGGCUACCCCACCGGCCACGAGCAGGGCACCUUCCUCGCCCUCGACAUGGGCGGCACCAACCUGCGCGUCUGCGAGAUCAACCUGCCCGAGGAGGUGGGCGAGUUCGACAUCAUCCAGUCCAAGUACCGCAUGCCCGAGGAGCUCAAGACCGGCACCGGCGAGGAGCUGUGGGGCUACGUGGCCGACUGUCUGCAGCAGUUCAUCGAGUACCACCACGAAGGCGAGAAUCUCGACAACCUGCCCCUCGGCUUCACCUUCUCCUACCCCGCCACCCAGGAGUACAUCAACCACGGCGUGCUGCAGCGCUGGACCAAGGGCUUCGACAUCUCCGGCGUCGAGGGCGAGGAUGUCGUGCCGCAAUUCGAGGCGGCGCUCAAGGAACGCGGCCUGCCCAUCAAGCUCACCGCCCUCAUCAACGACACCACCGGCACCCUGAUAGCUAGCAACUACACCGACCAGGAAAUGCGCAUCGGCUGCAUCUUCGGCACCGGCUGCAACGCCGCCUACAUGGAGCACUGCGGCGAAGUCGGCAAGCUCGCGCACAUGAACCUCGACCCGGACCAGGAGAUCGCUAUUAAUUGCGAAUGGGGUGCCUUCGAUAAUGAGCAUCAAGUCCUCCCGCGCACCCCCUACGACGUCAUCAUCGACAAGGACUCCCCACGCCCCGGCCAACAGACUUUCGAGAAGAUGAUUGCCGGCCUCUACCUCGGCGAGCUCUUCCGUCUCGUCCUCGUCGACCUGCACUCCAAAGCGGACGUCAAAAUCUUCGAAGGCCAAGACAUCUCCAAGCUGCAGAAGCCCUACUCGCUCGAUGCCAGUGUGCUCUCAGACAUCGAGAACGAUCCCUACGAGAAUCUGCAGGAGACGCACGACGCCUUCAAAUCCCAUCUCAGUAUUGAAUGCACCAAGCCGGAGCUGGAACUGAUCCGUCGACUGACCGAGCUCAUUGGCACUCGUUCUGCCCGGUUGAGCGCGUGUGGUGUGGCGGCCAUCUGCAAGAAGAAGGGCUACAAGACGGCGCACGUUGGAGCGGAUGGGAGCGUGUUUAACAAAUAUCCUCACUUCAAGGCUCGCGGCGCACAAGCUCUAAAGGAGAUCCUCGACUGGGAGAAGGACCGCGAAGGCAAGCGGCUCGGACGCGGGCACGAUCCGGUCGAAAUCCUACCCGCUGAAGAUGGUUCGGGCGUGGGUGCUGCGCUCAUUGCUGCGCUCACGCUCAAACGCGUGCAGGAGGGGAAUGUGGUGGGCGUGAGGAAUCCAGACGGCAUGCUUCACGGCGUGCCGAAGGCGAAGAGCUAGCGGUUCUCCGAUCAUCACCCCGUGAAGUCCACCAAGCGAGUCGAAGUCCUGAGUUGAGCCGAACCGCCCUAAUAGACAGCAUCUGCGCAUUCCUGAAUAGCAAAAACG
Neohortaea acidophila is the source of this 1906-nucleotide messenger RNA. Its product is annotated as hexokinase-domain-containing protein. Lineage: Eukaryota; Fungi; Ascomycota; Dothideomycetes; Mycosphaerellales; Teratosphaeriaceae. Gene Ontology annotation, biological process: glucose 6-phosphate metabolic process; intracellular glucose homeostasis; glycolytic process. Gene Ontology annotation, molecular function: D-glucose binding; glucokinase activity; mannokinase activity. The coding region runs from base 284 to 1798 and encodes 504 amino acids. The record is from RefSeq and is a predicted model, not a curated record. Gene Ontology annotation, cellular component: cytosol; mitochondrion. The transcript has 2 exons.